CACCGGAGGCGGUUAGUACAUUGUAUCGUUCGCGUUGCGCACCUGCGACUAAUUCUCAACUCUUUGCUUGUGGAUCAUAUAUGUACAUUUAUCGCGUUUUGCAAGUCAAUCGCGGCACACCAUAGCGAAAUCACUUCGGCAGUUCUUGUGCGUUUAGUUAAGUUUCGAUCGUUUAAGACGUUAGUGAAUGCCGCUAAAAAUACAAAACUCGAUCCGCUCCUAGUGAAAUCGUUCUGAAAUCCGCGUUAAUAAUCCAUACAGGAUUUCGCAAUUAAAACGCUGUCGUUGUCGUUGUUGUUGCCGUUGCCGUUAAAGUGCACAAAUAAAUAGAAUUCACGCAUACAUUUCUGGUGUUGUUGUAUUAUAAUUGUUGUUAUUGUUGUUAUUGUACCAUCUUAUAUAAUUUAGAAUAUAAUUAAACGACAUGGGGAAAAGCGAUGUACUUCUUUUCGAUGAAAACAAAUUACCCUAUAUUGAUUUGGAGACCGCAGUAAUCCGAAUGGAAAAAGAAGAAGCACCACAAUGGGCACUUGAAAAAGCUAAAAAAGAACUAAGAGAAACUCCAGAUAUUAUGGAAGAGAGUAUUAAAAAGCUGAAGGAGCUAUUGGAAAAAGAAGAACACUUAUUCUUGCCACGAGAUGAUGAAUACAUGAAAAUGUUUCUACGUCCUUGCCAUUACUAUCCAGAAGGUGCCUUAAAACGGUUAAAAAGUUUUUACCACAUGAAACUAAAAUAUGGAGAUUCAUGUAAAUUUGUAGUCCCAUCAAAAGUAAAAAACGUAUUCGAAGAUGAUUUGCUAUCCCUCUUGCCUAAUAGAGAUCAACAUGGUCGCAGAUUGCUCGUUUUAGAAGCAGGAAAAAAAUGGAAGCCUUCUAGAGUGCCACUAAAUGAUUUGUUUCGAUGCAUUCAAUUGACGGUCUUGGGUUCAAUGGUCGAACCAUUGUCUCAAAUAUGUGGCGCAGUAGUCAUUAUAGAUAUGGAAGGCCUACCAAUGAGUCAUGUCCUUCAGUUUACGCCAUCUUUUGCUGCCAUGUUGCUUGACUAUGUUCAAGACUGUAUUUGCAUGAGAUUGAAAGGAGUUCAUAUUGUAAAUAAUUCAUAUAUAUUCAAUAUGUUAUUCGCUAUUUUCAAGCCAUUCAUACGUGAAAAGCUCAGGAAAAGAAUAUUCUUCCAUGGCAAGGAUUGGAAGUCUCUAACAUCACAUAUUGAUAAAAGCGUGUUACCCAUCAAAUAUGGUGGAACAGCUACAUGGGACUUACCAUCAGGAAAACUAUUGGGAGAGUUUUUCGAAUGUUAUUCUUCUGAUUUCGAAAAAGCCGACAGUUAUGGAUUUACAGAGGACUAUCAAUAUAAGAAAUGAGCUUCAAAUAAAAUCGUGAAAGGAUUUUAUUUUUUGCUUUGUUCUAAAUGUUUUUAUAAUUUCUCUAACUGAGGUUUCUUUAUGAAUAUCAGAUACUCAUUAGUAUUCCUGUUUCUAGUUUUAUAUUUCUGUGUUUGUAUAAAAAAAUUGUUUAUUCCCUUGUGAUAUUGAAUUUGUUAAUUUAUUUUAAGUACAACCGUAGAAUUAGUAUAUAUUAGGCAUAUGGGGAGUGGCAUCAAGGGCACCAAUAUUUGGUUUUCAUCUUUUACGGAUCCGGGACCGAAGAUAGUACUAACCAUAAAAAUUUUACGGAAGUAGCAGUAAAGCUAACACUAUCAACCAAAACUAUUCUAUCGGAUGACAACCAUUUUUCAGACAAAAAAGUGUUAAAAAAUCCAAAAAUAAAAUUGUUACUUAAGUUUUUAAAUAAAUAA
Teleopsis dalmanni is the source of this 1794-nucleotide messenger RNA. RefSeq names its product alpha-tocopherol transfer protein-like. Gene Ontology annotation, molecular function: phosphatidylinositol bisphosphate binding. Bases 425 to 1360 code for a protein of 311 amino acids. The record is from RefSeq and is a predicted model, not a curated record. Lineage: Eukaryota; Metazoa; Arthropoda; Insecta; Diptera; Diopsidae. The transcript is spliced from 8 exons. Gene Ontology annotation, cellular component: membrane.